Messenger RNA from Parastagonospora nodorum SN15, 2157 nucleotides. RefSeq lists its product as hypothetical. The record is from RefSeq and is a predicted model, not a curated record. The transcript has 2 exons. Lineage: Eukaryota; Fungi; Ascomycota; Dothideomycetes; Pleosporales; Phaeosphaeriaceae. Gene Ontology annotation, biological process: mRNA processing. The coding region runs from base 1 to 2157 and encodes 718 amino acids. Gene Ontology annotation, cellular component: exon-exon junction complex. Gene Ontology annotation, molecular function: mRNA binding.
AUGGCUCCCGCCCCCGUACGAAAGAGGACAAACAACAUUGCGCGCCGCAGGCGGCUCGACGAUGAAGACGAGAGCAAGUCGGUGGCUACCGAGCUCGCGGACGACUCGCAGAGCGACGUAUCAGUGCUCAGUGACGUUGACGAGAACGGCGAUGCAGAUAACAGCGACCUCAGUGAAGUCGACAGCGCACCAUCUCUCACCGAGGGCAAGACGAAGCGGAAACCCAAUGGAGCUCCGGAUGCAAAACCGCGCUCCGACGUCACCACCCGGCGACAACCCUCCCCGCCCAUUGUGCGCUCUGAUCCCUCCUUCCCUGCGCUGCAGGACACGGAGAUGAUGCUCAGCGGACUCAAGCUUGCCGACGCCAACAAAGACGCCGAAGUGGUCGACUUUGAGACGGGGCAUGCGGCAACCGAUGCUGCGCCUGCGGUUGGUGCCCCAAGGCAGCCAGAGACGCUGGGCGAGCGCCGGCGCAAGGAGCAUGAAGAGUACAAGAAAAAGCGCGACGCAGAUCCAGCCUUCAUCCCCAACCGCGGCGCCUUCUUCAUGCACGAUCAACGGUCGGCGCCAGCACAGAACGGCUUCCGACCAGCCGGGAUGCGUGGUCGUGGGCGGGGAGGCGGCAUUGGGGGGCCUUUCUCUCCUGCAAAGUACGUGCCAAAUCGCAAUGGUCCCCACGUUGGUGCACGCCAUACUAACGAUUCUGUCAGCAUGCGGCCACCUCAAAAUGAGGCUACCGACUCUCCAUGGCAACACGAUCUGCAUGAGACGGUCAACGCACCGGGAGGGCCGGCUCAAUCGGUGCAGCCUCCAAAUGGGCCCAUGCAUCACGUCCAGCAUCACCAUCAGGCUGCAAGAGCCCCUCCCGCACCUGCCCAGAAGCCGUCCCAGGCUCGCAACUUCUCGACCACGGUACAUACGCACAACGCUCUCGUCCGUGUAUACCUCCCUCAAAUGAAAGCCCCCAUACUCUUCCAAAACGUACCCAUCAAACAACACACACGUCUGCCAAACCACCGACCACCCCUCCGCCGCGACAAGCCUGUCCGCGUCUCGCUUCCGCCGUCGGCACCGCGCUACAUCUUCCCGACGCCAGAGCGUUCAUUCAUCUUCAUCCCAAGGGCACUGCGGCCGAACCAGCAAGGCUUUGGCCGUGGCCGCGGACGCUUUGGUUCGUUUGGUGCUGGUGCCGGCUUUUCCAGCAGACGCACAAGCGCAUAUGGUGGAAGUGUUUACUCUCCAAGCGUGGCUAUGAGUAGACGGUCAUCCAUGGCACGCGAGAUGGGUCGUGAUGGUCUCGUCUCUCCUGCCGGUUCCAUCAUGUCCCGAAAUGGCGGCUUUGUAGACCCUUCGCGACCAGUAGUACGACUACCACCUGGCGGCCCAAGGAUGUCCAACGCGCCUUCAAUGGUUUCCCCAACCAAUGCCUCGUCGGUUGGUAUGGUUGGCCCUCACGCCUACCCACUUCCACAAAAGCCGACCUAUCGCGAGAACUGGCAAGGUCAACUUACCAUGCACCAGCCCCGUCCUCAAAAGACUGUCUCUGUCGCUGGAAUCGAGUCUCCGGCCUCCAUGAACAGCAACCAUUCCACCAGCAAGUCCCUGCUCACAUUAGCGGUGCUGCUGCCGGCCCAGAAGCCCAGCCCUUCUAUCAGCAUGGCCGGCAACCUUCUUAUCCAAGCCAGAUGUCGACCGGCACACCUCUCUCCAAUAUAUCCCGAACGCGCCAUCCAUGCGCCUGCCUUCCAGCCCUAUCAACAGGCUGGGUUCCAGCCUCAAGCUUUUGUGCCUCAGAAUUACUACUACCCUCCCGCUGGUGCACAACCGCAGUACAUGGCCCCUGCCGGUAUGGUGCCAAUGUUCGUGCCCGGUGCCCAGCAGCCAGGCUAUGCCAUGCCGGUGACUGCUCCUCCUGUCACUGCGCCACCUCCAGCAGCUGGCCAACCAAACAUGGUUGCAUAUGAGCAGAACGGCAUGACCUUUUACGUGGACUCGGCUCAGCUCUACCAACCCCCGCCUGUGGAUGGCUAUGCUCAGCCAAGCUAUGCUGUGCCGGGAAUGGGCGGCAUGAUGACACCCGGUCCCGACGGCGCCUACUACUAUCCCCAGCAGAUGCAGCCGCAGAUGCAGCCAACUGGAUAUUAUCCGGCUCAGUAG